This is a messenger RNA of Rattus norvegicus (Norway rat), 10324 nucleotides long. Lineage: Eukaryota; Metazoa; Chordata; Mammalia; Rodentia; Muridae. The record is from RefSeq and is a predicted model, not a curated record.
CAGCUGCAGAAGACUAAUACAAAUGUGGUGGGCAAGAUGAAUAAUCAUAUGAUAACGUGUGACGUUAAGAUACCCAAUGUCAUGACCUGUAACCUUUCUGAAAAACCAACAUCCUGCUGACUAAUAGAUAUGACAAACCUGUGACCUUUCUGACAUCCUGUCAACAUCAGCCGAUUCCCUGACCACACGAAUAUUGUGUCCUUGGCGUGGGUAAAUGUUUCUUACUUCUCUCUUCUCUCUGUUACCCAUUUUAUGGUACAAAUUCAGCCUUGGGGAAAAAUAAAAUUGUCACCUUGAUCAGACUCUUGUCUUGGAGUCCUUCUUCACGUCUCUUGUCCCUCAUUCUCUUCCAGAUUCUCAGCACCCCUCAUUGACAGUAUGCACUCAUUGAUAAGUGGAUAUUGACCAAAACCUCAAAUUACCCAAGAUGCAAUCUACAGAUCUCAGGAAACUCCAGAAGAAGGAUGACCAAAGUGCAGAUGCUCCCACUCCUUCUUAAAAUGGGGAACAAAAAUAUACAUAGGAGGGGAUAUGGAGGCCAAAUCUAAAGCAGAGACCGAAGGAACAGCCAUUCAGAGCCUGCCCCACAUGUGGUCCAUAUAUAUACAGCCACCAAAACUAGGUAAGAUUGAUGAAGCUAAAAAGUGCUUACUGAAAGGGACCGGAUAUACAUCUCCCCUGAGAGACACAUCCAGAGCAUGUCAAAUAAAGAGGUCAGUGCUGGCAGUAAACUGCUGAACUGAGAACAGGACGCCCUUCAUGGGAGUUAGAGGAAGGAUUCAAAGAGCUGAAGGGCUUGCAACCCCAUAAGAACAGUCAUGCCAACCAAAUAAACCACUAGCAAAAGACUAUAUAUGGACUGACCCAGGGGUCCAACUGCAUAUGUAGGAGAGAAUAGCCUUGUUGGGGCACCUGUGGAAGGGGAAGCCCUUGUUCUUAACAAGGUUGGACACUCAGUGCAGGGGAAUGUCUGGGAAGGGGUUUCUAAGUGGCGUGGAUUGGGGGACCACACAUAUGGGAGAGGGCACGUGAGGGGGGCUUAUGGACCAAAAGCUGGGAAAGGGAAUAAGGUUUGAAAUGUAAAUAAAAAGUAUAUAUCUAUUAAAAAAUAAAAUUUAAAAAUAUGAUAAUACUACUAAGAAAUAAUCAAAAUAAGAAAAUGUGAAUAAGAAAGAAAUUUUAGGAUUUGGAAAAAGAUGAAUGCCAGGUAUUUGAAAACUGUAUGACCAUGGUAAACACUUUAAUAUACUUGAGUAAUUUUUUUACAUGUUAAUGAACUGCAUCUUUUUUUUUAAAUAGUGAAUGGAAAUCCAGUCCCUUCCUGGCUGUGAGUCUAGGUAUCCAGAUGUAGUGGAAUUCAUUAUUUGUUGAGUCCUGAACCUUUGAGUCUGCUUCUAACACAGCUUAUGCCAAGGAAACUAGGCCAAGGUGAUAUCUAAGCCAUUGACCAAACUAUCUGGACUAACAAUCACAGGUGAAAUUCCACCUUGUAAAUGGGAGGAGAGGAAUAAAAGAUAUCUUUAAGGAUUUAAAAAAAGAUGAAAUGUACCCAAAAAAUCCAAUAAAAAAGUUUAAAAUAGGGGUUGGGGAUUUAGCUCAGCGGUAGAGUGCUUGCAUAGCGAGCGCAAGGCCCUGGGUUCGAUCCCCAGCUCCGGGAAAAAAAGAAAAAAAAAAAAAAAAAAAAAGAAAAAGAAAAAAAAGUUUAAAAUAAAAAUAACUUAGGAAAUACAAAAUACUGGGGUGCCAUUCCACAAUCAUGAUGUGUUUAUUCUGUGAUAGCUUACAGGUUAAUUUACUUCUCUAUGACUGUUUUCUUAUUUCAAAGUAAGAAAUGGCAUCAUCUGUGGAGUGGAUGGUGAGAACAAAAGCUUUGGCUAACUUGAAUAAUCGAUCCCUCCCGAGCAUGUGCUUAACAUUCUAAGCACAGGGAAAUUUCCUGAGGGGAUUAAAGAACAAAAUCCAAACAUAAAACAGGAACAACAACGAUUUAAAAACAUUCUGCACGCUGGGUAUGAAGGCAUGUUACAACUUUAAUCAGCUUUGUAGGUAUUUCUAAUAUACACACAAGAAACAAAAAUCCUAUCACAGUCCUAGCAGUUGCAUCCAACAAAGAGAGAGCUGUGAGGUAGUGCCUGCUACUUCUUUCCCCAGAUACCCCUGGGCCUCAGGCCUGCACCCAGUGAGCUGGACCAAGAGCAGCCAGGUUGAAAUUCCUGCUGCCAUGGCAGGAUUCUGCAGGAACAUUUCCCUUUGACAGCAAGGAACCUGUGUGGAGGAGACCUCUUGGUGAGUCCUCAAGGACUCUACGUUCCUAUUCUACAGGGAGAAGCCCUGCCAGGUCUUUGGCAAGGCCAGCCAGUUGUUUGGGUAAGUCUCUGGUCCUGUGGCAGAGGGCGAGGAAUGGCAGAAAGAAUGGCAGCUCCACUGAGAGCAAAGGCUACCCCUUCUAGGCCUAUGACCUCCUAAUUAAUUUAUCUUUUCACCUGAUGCCCUAUUCACAUUUUCUUACUAUCAUACAACUGUGAUCUUGAUGAGCAGCUGGGCUCUUGUUUUCUUAAUUAGUUCUUUGUUGUCACGGACCUUUUUAACUUAUUCUAGCCCCUGACACUUAUUCAUACCUUCUGUAUGCAGUAGGACCUUUGAUGGGCCUGCCAUCUCAAAAAUAGAAGCUUCGGUAAUCCAAAAGAUUGGACUCCAGUUUACCUCAGGCCAGGAAAGAAGUCAGCCACCAUUAGUAAAAGAGCAAGGGAAAAAUUACAUAGGAAAAACAAGUGCCCUAAUCAGAAGAGAUCCUCAACUUCUAAGGGGUGCACAUCUGCACCCCUUUCUUCUGAGCUUUGCAUAGUGACGUUGUAUAACUCCAGAUGAUAGUAAAAGACAGAGCUCUUCCCAGAAGGGUCAUAAAUGAUUUUCACUCUUACAUCUGUGAGGUUGGGUGGCAUUAUAGCACACAUUCAGGUUGAAUUAUAACACCUAGGAUAAGAAUACAGAAUCCAUAUAUCACAAUGCCAAAUGGACUCCCUCCUGAACUUAUGGACCCAUUAAAAUUGAGGUUCAACCUGAACUCAGGCCAUUCCACUCCCUUCCCGUCCUCCUGAUUCUUAUGUUUGGUAGGAGUAAAGGAUCAUGGUGCAGCCCCCAAUAUUCUCAUGCCUAGACCUGACUAUUCAGGAAGAAUGAUAAUGGAGAAGAGAUGGCUAUGUGGUUACAAUGUAGUAACACAAGGUCCAGGUUGACAUUUGCUCACUGAUGUCCAAUUUAAUUGUCUUGUUAUAUUUGAGAAAGGGAAGGUGUCUGAAUAAUAUAAAAAAGGAACAGAAAUUUAUUAUUUUAUAUAUGCCCUAUAGUUGAUCCCUAUGCUCCCAAGGAAAAGCAGUUUUUAUUGCAAAAAAUAGGAUUAUAGACCAUUGAUUUUGUGAAAUACAUGGAUAUGUAAAUGGAAACAAUGUCAGCUGUCAAGGACUGCACAGUAAGCAAAUAUUUCCAGGUUUUAUACACUCAGAGGUAUAGAAGAAAUAUAUUGCCCUCCAGAAAAAGGGAAAACCUUAGGAAUCGAAAUGUGUGUCACAUGCAUUGUCUCGAGUAGUAGAUUUACUUUUAAGAAAAAUCUCCCUCCUCCUUGGUCCCUAGAGUUUUCGGUGCUAAGAAAAAUCUGUUCUCCAAUUCAGGGUUGUAAGCAACUAUCCCCAGCAAAAGCAUUGUUGACUUCUAAUGAAACAGAGAGAAAUAUCUAGCUUUGAAAUAGGGGUUGCCAAAUGGUAUUCCCAGUGACACAUGAGAGACUGGAGGAAAGGGUCCCCACAGAAAUUCAUCAGUGUGGGGAAAGCUGGUUAGUAGGUAGGCCAUAGAAUUUUCCAGUGACAUCACCAGUAAGCCGUUCACUGGACAAUCUUUUGUAUCUAAGAGCUCCCUAGAAUCUUCUGUGAUGUCACCAGUGUUGUGGUGACACCAACUGCCUUUGGGAUAUUCCUUCAGUUCCCUUUGGGUUCACAAGCAGGCAUGUUUCGCCAGCUGCUCAGGCUAUUUCGAAAGGAAAGUGUUGAUCAAGGAGAGACCGCACCAGGUCAGAGGGAAGCUGACCCCCUCUCUAGUGAAACAGGAAGGAGGAAAUCAUUCUGGGGAAGGCUUGGUGAGUUCUGGGCAGAGUUUGGGAACAUCCUCAAGGAGGUAGUUUUGAGAUGUGCCUUCUAAGACUAGGCCUUACAAGCAGGAGCCUUGGGAUUUCUCAAAGGCAAACCAAGAGUCAGGAGUUCCUAAUCUUUAAUUUGAGAGAAAGCCAUAAUGUGGUAAGCCUUCAGUGUCUUUUCUUGAAGCUUUUUAAAUGUGAGUGUCAAUGAAUGGCAGGAGGAGGCACUGUGAGAUUAACAAUGUGACCAUCCAUGGUUGGGAGUUGAAGCACUUCAUCCUCUAGAUUACUGUAGAUUACAUAAAGUCUCCGAUGGCUAGAACAAGGAAGGUUGCACCCCUAGUCAUGAAUUGAGUUCUCAGACACUUUGGGCUGCAACACACAUGAUUAGAGCUUGAUGGUGCUAAUCAUUAUGAACUGCAGGAUUGACUGCUCCACAUCUGAUAUGAGAUAAAAAUGUCCCAGAUGUUUAUGUAUCAGUCAGGUUAUACUGUUCAGGGUGAAGGGUCCUGUAAUAGUGAGUGUGGUACGAGUAUGGCAUUAGAGGUUGGGAAGAGGGACAUAGCUUAAGAAUCCACCUUUAAGAAAGCUUUUCUGCUCUUUCAGGGAUUCACCCAGACUCUACCAUUUCCCCUUCCUCAACCUCCUUUGGGGAUUCAGAAUGAUCUUUUCUGCCCAUGGGCCAUCAAAUAUGCAAAUUCACUUGGGUUUAUCUAUCUACAGGUUUUGGUAGGAAGGCAUCAUCCCAAAAUAUCAUCACUAAGGAAGAGGAGUGUCUAAAGGAACUGGAGGAACUCAAAUUUGAAAUCCAGAAGUGUCAAUUCGAGAGGGAUGAACUUUACCAAAUCCUGGAUCUUUAUAUCUAUGAUGAGUGGGACCACAGGCUGGAUGUCGAAUUGCCAAUACUUCAAUCCGAACAUGAGAUGAGAAUGAUGGCUAUGCAAAUGAUGACCAGUUCAAUAAGUGAGGCCAUGGAGAGGUACAAGGAGCUCAUACAAGUGAACAGUUCCUACCGCAUCAGGCACUCCCAGCUUCUGCGUGAACAAACUCAAUUGAAGAACAAUAUACAGAUUUUGCUGAAUGAGAAGAGAGAACUGCUGGUGGAGCAGACUGAACUGCCAGCAUCCUCUGUGGAGGCAAAGAGGUUCUGUGAAGAGGCCGGAAUGAACAUCUGUGUCCCUAGUGCAAAGGAACAGCAGGUCUGAAAUUCUCCAGGAGAAACUCGAACAAGACACAAACCAGGGCAAGAUCUCCCUUGGAGAGAAGUGCUACAGGAGGAGAACUAAGUGUGCACAGCAAAUACACCACUAUUGCAUCUCAUCUGUAAUGUCCAUAGCAAUUGUGAACUGCAUUUUCCUCCUUUAGUUUUAUUUCUUUGGAUUGAAUAGGCCGUACUUUCACCUCCCCACCCUCCAGCAAGUGUAAACUUUUGGAGGGACUCAGAGAAGUGCUGAUGCACAUCAAUCAAGAGGUGCUGGUCAUCCAGAAAGACUGUGCACGUGUAAAUGUGUACUUGUCCUGGUGGGUCAUCCAGAAGAGUUUCAUGGAGAUCAGUUCACAACAUUGGAAAGACUUUGAGAUAAAGUCUGUAAUAUCAUUUCUACUCAGUAUUGGAUGGCUUUGUUCUUAAUACCCCCACUCCAACAAAACAGACCUACUUCCACUCUUCUUGAAAAGAUUAUUACCACCAGUAACUGCUUGUCUACUGUGUCUCCAAGGAAAGACACAGGCUAUAAAUCUAUUCUGCAGAAGGAGCAGCAAAAAAUGCUUAGCGCAGCUCCUCUAUUUAAAGUGUGGCUGAGUUUUGAUUAUUUUGGUUAUUUGGUUUUCCUCCUAUUCAUUUGAAGUUUUGUUAUUUAUGUGUUGUUGUUUUGUUCAUUUGCUUUUCUAUUUUGAUAAGGAUAUAGACUGUAUAUAUUGACAACCUGCAUCUGGUUACUAUCCAGUAAAUUGGAUGUAUCCUGGUGAAAAAAAGAGUAAUCUCAAACUCUUCACUCUUAAGAACCUUCUUUAUUGAUCAUUAGUGUCAACAUCUGAAGUCCCACAGCUAUCAGGGAGGGAUGGAUCUCUGCAUUCUCAUGGGGACUGGGCAUCAAAAUCACUUCCCAGUCAGACUGAGAUUCAAAGGCAAUUAUACAGUCACUGUUCACUGUGUUCCAAACUCUGUGAAUUUCAACUUCAUAUUGCAUAUAUUACCCACUGUGUAUGCUUACUGUCAAAUAUAUAGUUACCUCUAAAUUAUACUCUGUGGAUGAGAGUGUUGAACAAAUUAAUGGGAUAAACAUUAAUUUCUCUGUAAUAUCUCCCAGGACAUAUAAACGUGGCAUAAGGGAGUUUAAAGCAAUCAGGAAGCCUGCACCCAAAUCCCGUGGUGGAGAGUGCUGAACACCCAGGAAUGCAGAUACUCCUGAGACCACAGGACAGAAAGCCACUUCUGCCCAACUUUGCCCACAUCUCUUGCCCAAUAUUAAUCUGCAUGAUGCCUCUGGAAACAGGAAUAUAGGAGCAGUCAGUGGCAGGAACCUGCUUGGUUCAGCCUGGGUCCAGAACCAACCCAGGCCCUGAGCAUAUUUGAAGAAAACCAGAGGCAUACAAUUCUGUUUCCUGAUUGUGGCUUUUUUUUAUUUGAAGUUCUAAACACCAUUUUGUUGUUGUUGAAUUUUAAUUGGAUAUUUUUCAUUUUGAAUUCAAAUGUUAUUCCUUCCUUGUUUUCCAGAAAUAAGUCUGAAUACCAUCGCCCUCCCCCUCUUCUAUAAAGGUGUUCCCUUCACCAUCCAUCCACUUUCCCAGCCUAGGCAGGACCCAGGGCUGCUCAUUCCAUUUGUGCCCAAGAAGACCAUCCUCUGAUACACAUGCAGAUGGAGCCAUGGCACAGUCCCUGUAUAGUGAUUGGGUAGUGGUUUAGUCUCUGGGAACUUUGCUUGGCAGUCAUGGUUGUUCUUAUGGGGUUGUUAGUCCCUUCAGCUCUUCCAAUCUUUCUGUAAUUCCUCCAAUUGAGGUCCAGUUCUCAGUUCAAUGGUUUGCUGCUAGCAUUCUCCACUGUAUUUGACAUGCUCUGGCUGUGCCUCUCAGGAGACAUCUAUAUCCAGUUCCUGUCAGCCUGCACCUCUUAGCUUCAUCCACCUUAUCUAGUUUGAAGGCUGUAUGUCUAUAGGUCACUCGUGGGGUAGACUCUGAAUGGCCAUUCCUCCAGGCUCUGUUGUAAACUUUGUCUCCCUAUCCCUUCAAUAGGGAUUCUUCUUCUCUUUUAAAGGAAGAAGUGAAGCAUCUACAUUUUGGUCAUCCUUCCUGAAUUUGAUUUGGUCUGUGAAUCUUGGGGAAUUCCAGCAUUUGGGCUAAUAUCCACUUAUCAAUGAGUGCAUACCAUGUGUGUGUUUCUGUGAUUGGGUUAACUCACUCAGGAUGAUAUGUUUUAGUUCAUUCUAUUUGCCUAUGAAAUUCAUGAAGUCAUUGUUUUUGAUAUCGCUGUAGUACUCCAUUGUGUAGAUGUACCACACUUUCUGUUUCCAUUCCUCUGUUGAAGGGCAUCUGGGAUCUUUUCAUUUUCUGACUAUUAUAAAUAUGGCCGCUAUGAACGUGGUGGAGCAUGUGCCCUCUUGUAUGUUGGAGUAUCUUGUGGGAAUAUGUGCAAGAGAGGUAUAGCUGGGUCGUCAGCUAGUGCAAUGUCUAAUUUUCUGAGGAACCUCCAGACUGAUAUCCAGAAUGGUUGUACCAGUCUGCAAUCUCACCAACAAUGGAGGAGUGUUCCUCUUUCUCAUAUCCAUGCAAGCAUCUUCUGUUGCCUGAGUAUUUGAUCUUAGGCAUUCAGACUGGUGUGAGGUGGAAUCUCAGGGUUGUUUUGAUUUGCAUUUCCCUUAUAACUAACGAUGUUGAACAUUUCUUUUGGUGCAUCUCAGCCACUCCAUAUUCCUCAGCUGUGAAUUCUUUGUUUAGCUCUGAACUGCAAUUUUUAUUAGGGUUAUUAGUCUCCCUACAGUCCAACUUCAUGAGUUCUUUGUAUAUUUUGGAUAUAACCCUCUAUCAGUUGUAGGAUUAGUAAAGGUCUUUUCCCAAUCUGUUUGUUGCUGUUUAGUCUUAACCACAGUGUCCUUUGCCUUACAGAAGCUUUGUACCUUUAUGAGGUCCCAUCUGUCUACUCUUGAUCGUAGAGCAUAAGCCAUUCAUGUUUUGUUCAGGAAAUUUUUUCCAGUGUCCUUGUGUUCAAGAUUCUUCCCCACUUUUGCUUCUCUUCGUUUGAGUGUAUCUGGUUUGAUGUAGAGGUCCUUGAUCCACCUGGACUUAAGCAUUGUCCAGGGCAAUAAGCAGGGGAUGAUUUGGACUCUUCCAUAUGCUGACCUCCAGUGGAACUGGCACCAUUUGCUGAAAAAGUAUAUUUUUUCCACUGGAUGGUUUUGGCUCCUUUGUCAAAAAUCAAGUGAUCAUAGAUAGGUGUGUGGGUUCAUUUCUGUGUCUGCAAUUGUAUUCCACUGGUAUAUCUUCCUGUCUCUGUACCAAUACCAUACAGUUUUUAUCACCAAUGCUCUGUAAUACUGCUUGAGUUCAGGGAUGGUGAUUCCCAGGGAAGUCCUUUAUUGUUGGGGAUAGUUUUAGCGAUCCUGUGUUCUUUUGUUAUUCCAAGUGAAUUUGCAAAUUGUUCUGUCUAACCCUAUGAAGAAUUGGAUUGGAAUUUUGAUAGGCAUUGCAUUGAAUCUGUAGGUCACUUUGGGUAAAAUGGCCAUUUUUACUAUCUUCAUCCUGACAAGCCAUGAGCAUGGAAGAUCUUUCCAUUUUCUGAGAUCUUCUUCAAUUUCUUUCUUCAGAUCAUGAAGUUCUUAUCACACAGAUCUUUCACUUGUUUGAUAAAAGUCACACUGUGGUAUUUUUUUAUUAUUUGGGACUGUUAUGAAAGGUGUCAUUUCCCUAAUUUCUUUCUCAGCUUUUUUAUCUUUUGUGUAGAGGAAGGCUACUGAUUUGUUUGAGUUAAUAUUAUACCCAGGCACUUGCUGAAGUUGUUUAUCAGGCUUAGGAGUUCUCUGGUGUAACUUUUGGGGUGAAUCAAGUGUACUCUUCUGUCGUCCGCAAUAGUGAUAUUUUGACAUCUUCCUUUCCAAUCUGUAUCCCUUUGACCUCCUCUUGUUGUCUGCUUGCUCUGGCUAAUGCUGGGGACAACAUACAAUGACAGGGACUGCAGGCAGUAGGCCGGGAUGGAGACAUCUCAGAAGCCUGCAGCAGCUCCUUGUAAAGUAGGGUGGCUUCUUGGAACACUGAGAAGCAGGAGACACAUCUCUCCAUGAACCCACCAUCUGAAAUAAGAGGCUGCCUGCAGCAGUCCGGGAUGGAGACAUCUCAGUAGCCCACAGUAGCUCUUUUUAAAAACUGGUUGUUUCCAUUUCUCCAAACCUUAUCCCUGGACAAGGGCUGUAUAGAUUUCAUUUGUGUGUGACUGCCUAUCAGGUGGCCUUGGUGUGCACAAUUAUUCUAUUAUGUCUGACUUUCCUACGUCUUUCUACUUCUGCUCUGGUGAAUUCUGUGAAACUAGAUGUUCCUUGAGGUUAUGAUUCUUAGACAAUUGGAAAUUGAUGCAUAGGGGCACAGCACAUCAUAUCCCUAGCGGCCCAGGUGCAUAUUGUGUAUUCUCAUCUUGAAAAAUAUGUAAUAACUGCACAAUUGAAGUUCCAGAUUAAGGUUUGACUUGCAAAGACAGCUUGAAGAAAAUAAGAGAAAAUGAAUUAGAGCCAACAAUCGGGCGCUAGGAAAGGAAAAGGUUAUUGAAGUUAGGAAAUAAGUUUUAUAUAAUAUUACAGACUAGUUAAGGAAAUAUAGAAUAUAUAAAAUUAUAUACUAGUAAACUAAGUCAAACUACUGGAACUCUUAUGAGAGUCAUUGUGUGCAAGGAACAGAAAGCUAGUGGAAUUACUGUGCUAAGGGUUACCUUGAUUCUUUCUGGCCACUGCCUGGCAGUUUUGCCCAUGUCAUUUAUCAUUAGAGAGUCUCAGGAAAAUGCAAUUAGCUGACCUCGGAGCUUUGGACUCUGAAGUAUAAAAGUAAAGAAUUAAAGUUUAAAUAAUGAUAAGUUUACAAUUAUUAUUAUAUUGGCCACAGGCCUUGGUAUAGGGGAAGCCUGAAACUUUGGGGAACAGUUGCAAUUCUUAGAUCUUGAUGGGAUGUAGUCAUUCUUUGCAUCUGAUUUGGCAAUGAUUAAAAAAUGUCAUUUUUCUA